AGCUGGAUCAGCAAGAGAGCAGCUAGAGAAGGAGCCACAGCACAGUGAAAGAGUGUGUGUGUAUGAGCCUGCCUGCCUGCCUGCCUGCCUGCCUUCCUGCUUGCUUGACUGACUGUGUGUGUGUGUGUGAGAGAGAGAGAGAGAGAGGAGAGAGGAGAGUCAGGGAGCUUGUGGAUACUACUCCACCAGACUGCAUGUCUCUGGCAUCACUAGGGGAGCAGUCCACACAUUACAGAGACAGCCUAUACCAGGCCUAGCUGAGAAUCUCUAUCAUGGCGUCCAACAACACAGCAAGCAUCGCCCAGGCCAGGAAACUGGUAGAGCAGCUGAAGAUGGAGGCCAACAUUGACAGGAUAAAGGUGUCCAAAGCAGCAGCAGACUUAAUGUCGUACUGCGAAGCCCAUGCCAAAGAGGACCCACUCCUGUCACCGGUGCCCGCAUCCGAAAACCCUUUCAGAGAGAAGAAGUUCUUCUGUGCCAUCCUGUAAACGGGGUGUGGUUUAUUUGGUCUGACAGGAAGUCUGCUCAUAUUGGGACAUUGAACGAGGACGUUCAAUAUGUAGACAUCUUCUAACAGAAGGGCAUGGAGGAGUAGUACUGUCUCUUUCUCUACAAUGGAAGCUGAAGCAGGCAUUUAAAAACCACAGAGUAAGACGUAACCAUUUACAGCGGUCUGAUAUGACCUGAUCUGAGGGCAGUUUUUGAGGGCUGUGCAGCAUGUUUGAUGGAUCCAUCCGUGUAGUCAGAGGACAACCGAAGAUAGUAUGGUUAUCCACCCAGAAACAUGAUGGACAACCAAUCAACCAAGUCUUCAGGUUGCGUUUAAAAUUAAAUUAAAAUAAUGAAGGAAAAAAAAAUAAACAAAAAAAAUGUUGUGGUUCUUUUGGAACAUGAAAUCCAAGUGUUACGUUAAAUGGUGGGUUGGGUUGGGUAGAUGAGCUGCUUAUCACCAGAUACUAACGCCUGUUUAUCGGAAUGUUUUUAUUUUUGCUGUUGUUUAUUUUAUGCAGAUUUUGAUUCUGAGAUGAAAUGGUUUGGCUAUAUCACUUAGACAACUUUCUAUACUGUAUGUGAUUACUGAAACAGCUAUUUGAACUUUUUUUCUUCUUUACAUCGUUAGAAUUGGUGAAAGCUGUUUUAAUGGAAAGUUUGGACGUUCAAUUAAGUGAUAUUCUUUACAGACAUGUUUCUUUAAACUUCUUCUGAGAGAAGUAUACAACAUAUAUAUCUGGCAAUGUGGUACAGUAUGUGUUUCCUUCAGAUACAAGCUCUCUUUUUACUAUUUGUAUAAAAAUACUAGCAAGUAAACUGUGUUGUGCUGUGCGUUUUGAAUGUUUGUGUUUAUCAUUAAUAAUUGCAUGAAAUUAACUAUUUUUUAAUUUUAUUUUUAAUGUGGGGAUUGUAGGAACGAGGCAGCCUCCAUCUGGCAGUGCCAAAUGUAUUAAAAAGAUAACAAUGACUCAAAA
Messenger RNA from Oncorhynchus gorbuscha (pink salmon), 1466 nucleotides. Its product is annotated as guanine nucleotide-binding protein G(I)/G(S)/G(O) subunit gamma-2. Gene Ontology annotation, cellular component: heterotrimeric G-protein complex. Lineage: Eukaryota; Metazoa; Chordata; Actinopteri; Salmoniformes; Salmonidae. Gene Ontology annotation, molecular function: G-protein beta-subunit binding. Gene Ontology annotation, biological process: G protein-coupled receptor signaling pathway. The transcript has 3 exons. Bases 273 to 488 code for a protein of 71 amino acids. The record is from RefSeq and is a predicted model, not a curated record.